CAGAUUCCUAUCAAUAAAAUUAUACAGUUAAUUUAAAUGAAAUUUUUAGUUUAUUUACAAGAAGCAAUGUAGUAUAUAUUUGCUAUGCUUUCUAAUGUCUGAUUCAGUGAGUGUAGACUAUGCCAUUGUUCUCAUUUGGCUAGCGAUUUGUUCUGUGUACACAACUUUACUAGCAAUCACUGCGCUCGGUGUUGUGUUUGUCUUUAGAAAGCGCAGAUCGUCGAUACUGAAGAGUCAGCGUCCUGCCCGCACACCCUUCUCGGAGCUUGAGUUCAAUGUUGCCACUCCGACUGAUACCGCCAAGAGCCGAAGAGUCAGUUUUUCUAGAAGAACUGGUGUUGCCGAAUUCGUAACAAACGAAGCGACGACAACUUGGAAGAAUUUUUACGAGGAACAUAACAAGUCUUUAGAGUCGUCCAGUAACGACUCUGAAGCCAACGCGUCUAGGCAGCCUGUAGGACAUCUAGGGAAACGUAUCUUUGACCAACAAUUCGAAGAGUUUGAGGCAGUCGAUUUCAUUAGUAACGUGAAUCCCUCACACAUUUCUAAUGGCUCCUUAAACAGUAUAAAUUUCACCCAACAAUUUGCUUCUCUCGACUGUACAUCUGACACGAAGCCUACAGCUCCACAAAACCAAUUUGAUUUAAGCACUUUCACAGAACAACAGAGUAAAAUAUUUGGAAAUGAAUUCAUCGCGUCCGCCAUCGGUGAGAACUCCGGUCGUAUCGAUGUUAAUUUCUCAAAUAUACAGGAGAUAGGUGGUAAAGACGAUUUGGAUGAGAUUGAGAAGGAUUUGGAAAGGGGACCUAGUAGUUUGGGGUGUCACGGGCCUUUUGCCAGUCGACAGAGUUUGUCAGAGUACAUAGAAGUCGAUUUAAACAUGACACACGUAGCUCGUAACGAUGAGGACAUGUCUAUCACCGAUACUAUUCAUAGUCCCGUCCAAGAUGUUUCCAAAAGUACGUCUAUAGAUAAGAAAGUUAGUCUGAAUCCUGAUUGGGUGGCUGAUAAAGAGAAUAUAGCGGUUAACCCAUACGUAACGCCUUGCGAAGCGGACAAUUUCGCUGUCCACGAAGAGCCGAAUCAAGUUCUUGUUUUUGACGGUAAACGGUUGACUUUGCAGCCGGAUAAACCAGUACCAGAUACUGAGAAGAAUUAUAGACAGACUCUUUUGCCGUCAACCUCUUUUGAGACGCCUCAGAGAAAGACUAUUGUGUUGAAUGUAAACGAUGAUCUCCCUAAUUUUGUAGAUGAUAUGCUAAACUCGAAAUGUGAGAGCUCUGCGUUCGUUAGUAGGGAUGGUGGAUCUACUUCGUUCGCUGUUGAUGUUCCAAAGAAAGUUCUAGACACGACUGGUAAUAUAUCUAUGACCCAAGCUCUACCUACAAAUAUUAUAAGUGAUACUGCUGUUACUAAUGAAGAUUCAAGUAAGCGAAGAACGAUAGUUUUUAAUGAAAGUAUGGGCAAUAUAUCUGUAACCCAAUCUUUACCAGGGAAACUGUUUUGCAACCCUGUCCCGAGCGAGAGACGUCGCACUGUGGUUUAUGAAAAUGAUACAGGUAACAUAUCGAUCACACAAGCUGUUCCUACUAACAUACUAGUUGGAGAAACUUCGAAUAAAGAAAAAAGAAAAACAAUUGUUUUUGAGGAUGAACAAGCAGACAUAUCAAUGACACAAGCUUUGCCUAGUAACGUCAUUCUUGCUGAAAAUACGAAAGAAAAGAGAAAAACUAUUGUUUUUGAGGAUGAUCAAGCUAACAUAUCAAUGACACAAGCUUUGCCUAACAACGUCAUCUUGGGCAAUAACAUGGGCGAAAAGAGAAAGACGAUAGUCUUUGAAGAUGAACAAGCUAAUAUAUCGGUCACACAGGCGUUGCCCAGUAACGUCAUUUUAGAUAAUAACACUAAAGAAAAGAGAAAGACAAUAGUUUUUGAGGAUGAACAAGCCAACAUAUCUGUUACUCAGGCGUUGCCUAAUAACGUCAUCAUGGGCGAAAAUACUAAAGAAAAGAGAAAGACUAUAGUCUUUGAGGAUGAACAAGCCAACAUAUCGGUGACACAGGCUUUGCCCAGUAACGUCGUCUUGGGCAUUAACACGGGCGAAAAGAGAAAGACGAUAGUCUUUGAGGAUGAGCAAGCCAACAUAUCAGUCACACAGGCGUUGCCAAGUAACGUCAUUUUAGAUAAUAACACUAAAGAAAAGAGAAAGACUAUAGUCUUUGAGGAUGAACAGGCAAACAUAUCUGUCACACAGGCGUUGCCUAGUAACGUCAUUUUAGAUAAUAACACUAAAGAAAAGAGAAAGACGAUAGUCUUUGAGGAUGAACAAGCAAACAUAUCUGUCACACAGGCGUUGCCCAGCAACGUCAUUUUAGAUAAUAACACGAAAGAAAAGAGAAAGACUAUAGUUUUCAAUGAUGAUGCUGGUAAUGUAUCUAUAACACAAGCUUUGCCUGCCAAUAUAAUGUUGCCUGAAAAGCCGUCGCAGGAACGACGUCGCACCAUCAUAUAUGAAGACGGUGUCAGCAAUAUCUCAGUCACACAAGCUUUACCGACGAAUCUAAUCCUCGAGCAAGCAAACCCAGUAACCGAGAGAAGGCGCACAGUCGUCUACGGCAACGAAACUGGCAACAUUUCCAUUACACAACUACAUUCGAACGUAAUUCUAGAACGAGUUGAGAUUACAGAUCAAUUUAAUUUCUUUAGCAACACUCAUUCCCCACCUAGGGAUGGCGAUAAAAGAAGAAGGACAAUAGUGUACGAGAAUGAUACUGGCAACAUUUCUAUAACGCAAGCGAUUCCCACCCCUAUUAUUGCGGGGAGUAGCGAGGAGAGUUGCAAGACAAGUAGCGAUGAUAUUUCUUUAAGCAAGUUACUAGAGAAUCCAAACCUUGAUGAUGUGUCGAUGACUGAAACUGUCUCCUCAAAUAUACUCGAUGAUGCGGCAGACAAGAAGAAAUCUGAUGUCUUAAAUGACGAUGAAACUGAUAUGACGCUAGCUCUAUCUACCAAUGUCUUUCUUCUAGACAAAUUGGAUUCGGCAAUCGAACAGAGUGUCAAACUACCUGAGAUAGUCGAAGAAGUGGGCGAAAUUGUGAUUAAUUAUGACACGUACGAAGAAAUGCCUGCAAAGGAAGAAACGACUUUAGAUAGCAAAAAGACUGUAGAUGAAAUGCCCAUAAUGAAAGUUGAACCGACAGUAGAAACACAGGAAGAAAUUAAAGAAUCUAUUGAACAAGGUCAUGAUGAUAGCUCUAAAAUACCUACAACAAAACCUAUACCACCAGAAUUGGUUGAUAUCGAGAAAGAAAUGAUUGACAAAUCAAAGUGCGCGGACGUUCUGGAAGCAGAGAAUUUGACCAAUCAGCGCCCAGAUGUCAUAGUGUACCAAACGGCGACAGCCAAUGUCGCGCCGCCGGCUUUAACUGAACAAGGGGAUUUGAAAAGUCAAUCUGUUAAUAGUGUUACGGACGCCAAAGUAGUAACUUCUGAUAUUAAAGUUCAAGAAGCUUCAGAUAAUAAAGUAGAAGCUUCAGAUAUUAAAGUAGAAGCUUCUGAUAAUAAAGUAGAAGCUUCAGAUAAUAAAGUAGAAGCUUCAGAUAAUAAAGUAGAAGCUUCAGAUACUAAAGUAGAAGCUUCAGAUAAUAAAAUAGAAGCUUCUGAUAAUAAAGUAGAAGCUUCAGAUAAUAAGGACUGUCCAGAAUUGUCUGUCGAAGAGUUGGGUAGUGAGGAUGUCUCGCUGGUGCACCCAAGAGUGGACGAACGUAGCGACCAGUUAGUUCUCAAAACGGGUACGGAGAUAGUGUCUGCAAUGGAUGUUGACGAGAAACCGGUUGAUGUCCCUGAAAGUGAACCAAGUGAAGAGGUGAAAGAAACAGUAAAAAUCGAGAGCAAGAAUACUGUACUUGAUGCUCUACUCGAUAUGUCCAUUGUUGAUGAAACUGGAACAGAGGACAAGGAACUAAUGCCUUUAGAGUCCACGCAUACAGUUUCGGAAAAGAAGAGUGAUAAGGCCAGUAAUAUUUCUAGUGAAAGCAUGUUUUAUGUAACGAAAGACAGCGAGGAUGACGCACAGACGGACAAAGAAGAGAAUAGAGUUAGAGAAAGAAGUGACUCUAUCUCUUCUCUUAAAGACAAAGAAGAUGACGUAGAAAUUAAUACACUUGAGAAGAAAAUAGAAGAACUAAAAACGUCUGUGACAGAAAUGAAAGAAUCGUCUGUGAUAAACCAGUUUUACGAAAGAGUCAUCAAUUCGGAUCUCCAAUAUGCUGUCAGAGAAGAGGAGAAGUCGAAAUUACGGGAACGCGGUGAGAUAUUCAAAAAAGCUAAUGAUACUAAGGAGUUGCUCGAUAUGAUAUCUGAUUUCACUGAGAAGGACGAGGAUGAGUAUCAGCCGGUUGUCAUGAAAGUCAAGGGUCAGCCUUCUGUAGAGGAGAAGAGUGAGGUGGUGAAGCCCAAAAGGCUGAGUUUUGCUCCAAAGCGACAGUCCAUAGUACUGAGCAGAGAAGAUUUGUUAAAUAACAUAUCUAUGGCUCAGGCAGCGCUGCAGAAGUCCAGGUUAGCGCUUGAUGACAGCGAAUGUGAUGAUACUAAAGACUCCUCAACCGCCUCCUCUAAAAAAGCUGAUCACACAGCCAAUGAAGUCGUGAAAACUCUUCACUUUGACGACGAAUCCUUAAGCGAAAACGAUUUCAAGUCAGACACAAAAUACUCUCCUCUAAAGAAAACCGCUUUCGGUGAAACUUCGUAUAUGAUUGAGAGUAAAGCUAAAGUCAUACCGACUUACCUCAAAGAUGUUUCUGAUGGUAUAAAGGAACUCAUGCUAGAUCUAGUGAAGCCUAUGGCCUAUGAUAAUGUACCAUUUGACAGCGGAGUCGUUAAGAAGAAUCCUUCUACUCAAAGCACGCAGAUACAGGCAAAUUUGGUCACAUCCAGCCAAGUGGAUAUCGAUUCCGAGUUAGAUUCGUACCCCGAAUCGAAUUACGAAUCGGAUAAAAUGAGCUCGUUAGCUGGCCAUACUCUGAAUAAAUCGAGAUCUCGUUCGUUUAGGAGUCCGAUGAAGUUCACGUCUAAUUCUUCUGAGAAAUCUUCUGAGUUUGAGGUUCCUAGUCCGCGACAGAGGUAUCAUCGUCAGCCUGUAGAACAACCGAUUUCUUCGCAAGUGCUUGUAUUCGACCACUUGAAUCCCUUAAACAACAUUCUGCUUAGCUCAAUCGAUUAUUGCGAAGCCCACAAGUAUAAUCCUAAGAAAUCUGACGACACGUUAUGCGGCUCUGACCCCAGUCGUUCCGCGUUGAUUCACUUCGAAGAAGACCGUAAGAACGAAGCAGUUACGACUCAAUAUUGCGUGCAGUCGAGGCAGUAUGCGAUGCAAGGAGACAGCGGUAAGGAAGAUUCUAGUAUGCGGUCUAGUAACAGCAGGCCGAUCUCAACCGACCAGUCGAUUGACGCUCUGAGACUUCACGUCAAAGAUAAUGAAGCCAACACACUAAUCGCUAUGAAAGGAAACAAAGAGUUACUCGAAGCUAGUUCCUCUCUCACUUUAGUAGAUGACGCUCUCACUCCGCGGUAUUACGGCGAUAUAAACAGCCGUAGCACAAUAUAUUCGCUCGAACCGACAGCUUGUCGCAAGAAAAAAUCUCCCUCUAAAGCAGAGACAGAGAAAAUAGACCCAACAGACUAUAUGCAGCAUUCGCCGCUGUGUGCUAAAGCCAAAAAGCGUAUAUACAGCCCGAACGACAGAGAGAAAUAUAAAAAUACGCAAUCUUCUCUCGAUGUCACGCCUAAACCGAGUACGAAAAUGCAAAAGAUUUCAAUGUCUCCUAAAACUUGUAAAGUCCACAUACAUGAGGACAUUAGACAUUUGGCUGCGGAGAAAGACAUUACAGAUCUGCCUGAGAGACAAGGGAACACCUCCAGGGGUAUUGAGAAACGGUCCCCUAAAAAAGAGAAGAAGUCACCCGCGAAUAUAACUGUCCAACAGUUGAUCACUGAGUAUCAUACAGUGGAUUCUGGGAUCGACAAACACCUGCUAGAUGCUCUAAUACCCAAGUCCGAAUGUUCGAAAGAACCUUCCCAAUCGGAUGUGAUAGACACUAAUAGUUUAGGAAUGGUCAGUUCAUUCACAAGUAGUAAGAAUUUGAAUGCGGUAGACGUGUAUAGUUCUUCCACGACGCAAUCUUCGCAGUUUUGCCAUGAGAUGAAGGGUGGCAAGAUGGAGUGGCAUCCGGAGCUGAUCAGCGCUAUGAGUCUGAAUCCGAGCGAAAUUGAUUCUGGAGUCAAUGUUGUCGCCAAGAUCGAUAUGUUGCCGUUUAUGGGGAGUCAUGAAUGCGAAUGGGAGUCUUCAUCGCCGGACACCUGGUCGUUCCGUCUCCUGCACGGGCGGCUGCGGCUGACGGCCCGCCUGGCGCACCGGCUCGACAACGCCACCCGGACCAGGGUGCGCGGCGACACGCCCGUGCUGGACAUCAAUGUGGAGACCGUGCAGCAGGACAAGAAGAACCCAGUAGCAUCGAUGUGCGUUCGCUUCGCGUGUGAAACAAUGCGCUACAUGGUGUCGCGCGCGUGUCGCGGGCCGUGUUGCGUGGCGUCAGACAUUCCCCCGCUGUUGCGUCGCUGCGCCGCUGUCGCGCGCGUCGCGUUGCGCUGGGGACGCGCCAUGCAUGACGCCAAGCUACAUCUCGCUUAUACUAUGGAUAAUGAAGGGUACUUGACGCUGAAGGUGGCGAACGUCCCCCUGCGGUCGGUGUGGGAGGUGUCGAUGCGCGUGGAGCUAGUUGUGGACGACGGGCGGGCGGCGCCGUGGCCGCGCGCGGGCGCCGUGCGCGUGGCGCGCGUCGUGUCCGACGUGCCCGUGCACGAGCACGAGCUGCGCCGCGCGCUCGCACACACGCCGCGCGACUGGGGACACGCGCCCAGGACUAUCUGGCGCAUGUUCAGAUACCUGAAGCACAAGACGCGAGACGACGAACUCCUGCUAGCGUAACAGACACCGCACGUAUACAGUAUUAUUCUCAAUAUACUGGCCUCAUAACCAACACAGCAAUAGAACACUAUUUACCAUUUAUCCUUUACUAGC
Molecule: messenger RNA, 7078 nt
Organism: Spodoptera frugiperda (fall armyworm)
Lineage: Eukaryota; Metazoa; Arthropoda; Insecta; Lepidoptera; Noctuidae
Exons: 7
Coding region: 95-6985 (2296 amino acids)
Source: RefSeq, a predicted model, not a curated record